AAUAUCUAUCAACACAACGCAACCCAUCAAACAUUAAAGAAUCUCUCUCUCUCUCUCUCUCUGCGCGCAGAGAAGGGCGAAAACAGUGUGGCUUUGAUCUUCUUCAAGAUCGACAAAGAUCAAAGCUUGAACCUUUUUCUCUCCACCCAAACGAAAAAGGAACAAACUUUACCGGAAAAAAGACCCUAACUUUCCCGAGACUGAUCAGAAAAAAAAUAAAGUACUUCAACGAUGAGCAGUCUCGAAGAAUCAUUGCGAUCUCUGUCGCUGGAUUACCUGAACCUCCUAAUCAACGGCCAAGCUUUCUCCGACGUCACCUUCAGCGUCGAGGGCCGUCUUGUCCACGCCCACCGGUGCAUCCUCGCUGCACGGAGCCUCUUCUUCCGCAAAUUCUUCUGCGGACCCGACCCGCCUUCGGGAACCGGGUUCGACCCGUCGGAAAUGACCCGACCUGGACCAGGAAACGUGAGCCCGACACGACCGGCGGGGGUGAUACCGGUGAACUCGGUCGGGUACGAGGUGUUCCUGCUGCUGCUGCAGUAUCUGUACAGUGGGCAAGUGUCGAUCGUGCCGCAGAAGCACGAGCCGAGGCCGAAUUGCGGGGAGAGAGGGUGUUGGCACACGCAUUGCACCUCGGCCGUUGAUCUCGCACUCGAAACCCUCUCAGCCGCUCGUUACUUUGGCGUCGAACAGCUCGCCUUGCUAACUCAGAAACAAUUGGCAAGCAUGGUGGAGAAGGCUUCCAUUGAAGAUGUGAUGAGGGUUCUUAUAGCUUCAAGAAAGCAAGACAUGCAUCAGUUGUGGACCACUUGCUCUCACUUGGUCGCUAAAUCAGGCCUGCCUCCGGAAAUCUUGGCCAAGCAUCUUCCCAUCGACGUGGUCGCCAAGAUCGAGGAGCUCCGUCUCAAAUCCUCAAUGGCGCGACGUUCGCUUAUGCCUCACCACCACCACCACCACCAUCACGAUCUCUCCGUGGCCCAAGACCUCGAAGAUCAGAAGAUCAGGAGGAUGAGGCGAGCGUUGGAUUCUUCAGACGUCGAGCUCGUGAAACUUAUGGUGAUGGGUGAAGGCCUCAACCUUGAUGAAUCUCUCGCCCUUCAUUACGCUGUGGAGAAUUGCAGCAGGGAAGUGGUCAAGGCAUUGCUCGAGCUAGGCGCCGCAGAUGUGAACUACCCGGCCGGCCCGGCCGGUAAAACGCCUCUCCACGUGGCGGCAGAGAUGGUUUGCCCGGACAUGGUGGCCGUCCUUCUCGACCACCACGCCGACCCUAUUGUCCGGACAGUGGAUGGUAUCACACCUCUCGACAUCCUAAGAACCCUAACUUCUGAUUUCUUGUUCAAGGGGGCGGUUCCCGGGUUGACCCACAUCGAGCCGAACAAGCUCAGGCUUUGCCUCGAACUGGUCCAGUCCGCUGCAAUGGUGAUCUCGCGUGAAGAAGGUAACAGCAACAACAACAACGACAACAGCCCAGCGAUUUUCCCGCCAAUGAACGAAGAUCGUACAAGCGGGAGCAGUGGUGGAAGCAUGAACAACCUGGAUUCGAGAUUGGUUUAUCUGAAUCUUGGAGCAGCGAGUUCUGGUUCUGGUCAGGUGGGUUCGAGUCGGAAUCAUGGGGAGGAUCAUAACAGUAGCCAAAGCAGGCAUCAUCAUGAUCUAUCCAUGUAUCAUAAUCAUCAUCAUCAUCACUUCUAGGAUUCUUAGCUGAUGAUCAGAUACUGUUAUCCAUAUGGUUAACCACUCUAUUUUUGUAUAUGGAGAUGUAUAACAUUUUUAUUGCAUGGAAGGUGAUAAAAAAAAAUACAAGUUUAUUUUA
Molecule: messenger RNA, 1813 nt
Organism: Tarenaya hassleriana
Lineage: Eukaryota; Viridiplantae; Streptophyta; Magnoliopsida; Brassicales; Cleomaceae
Product: regulatory protein NPR5-like
Exons: 2
Coding region: 232-1692 (486 amino acids)
Biological process (GO): plant organ development
Molecular function (GO): protein binding
Source: RefSeq, a predicted model, not a curated record